Aaosphaeria arxii CBS 175.79 is the source of this 2403-nucleotide messenger RNA. Its product is annotated as CBS and PB1 domain-containing protein. Bases 232 to 2232 code for a protein of 666 amino acids. Gene Ontology annotation, molecular function: protein binding. NCBI's taxonomy places the organism in Eukaryota, Fungi, Ascomycota, Dothideomycetes, Pleosporales. The transcript has 4 exons. The record is from RefSeq and is a predicted model, not a curated record.
CACGGUCGACCUUGUGAUCAUUCCCUUGGGCCCGCACUUGCCCGACCACCGCGUGUUGUUUUUCCUCGUUGCCAGGCCAGGGUCUCAUCUAACUCUACGACUCGUCGUGCUACAAGCGUCCAGACUCCGACCAAGAUCGCCCUCGCUGGCUCUACCACGAACGACUGUUCACUGCAACACCUGCACCUAUAUCGAUUCCCUCUUAAUCCUCCGAACCCAUCAGCCGCAGUCAUGUCCACCACAGGUGGUACCAUGAGGGGUACACCCAAGAAUCGCAACCAAGUCCAAUAUACCAACAGUCCGUCUGGCAUCCCACGCCCUGCCCUCGACCAUCCACCACCGCAGAGCGAUGCGGGCGCCUCUACUCUCAGUGCCAGCCGGGCAAAGAUGUCCAAGAGGGACGAGGCUAUCCGCCGGAAGAUCGAGACCGAUUUGAACAAGAAGAAGAAUCCCGGAGCCCGCGUUCGCCCAUCCAGAAAGGCACCUCCUGGCACCGUCCUGGCCCUCAAGCCCAGCCAGGCCCUCCAAAUCAAGCCCAAUACAACUGUAGCUGAGGCAGCUCAGCUCAUGGCAGCGAAGAGGGAGGACUGUGUCCUUGUCACCGACGAUGAUGAUCGUAUCGCUGGUAUUUUCACAGCCAAGGAUCUUGCAUUCCGUGUAGUUGGAGCAGGCAUCAAGGCCAGAGAUAUCACCAUCGAGGAGAUUAUGACCAAGAACCCACUAUGUGCCAAAACGGAUACAAGCGCUACUGACGCAUUGGAUCUGAUGGUUAGGAAAGGCUUCCGUCAUUUGCCAGUCAUGGACGAGAACCACGAUAUCUCUGGUAUCCUCGAUAUUACCAAGUGCUUUUAUGACGCCAUGGAAAAGCUUGAGCGGGCAUACAGCUCGUCUCGCAAGCUUUACGAUGCCCUGGAGGGUGUUCAGGCCGAACUCGGUUCCAGCCAGCCUCAACAGAUUAUACAGUACGUGGAGGCUAUCAGGUCAAAGAUGUCUGGGCCAACAUUGGAGACCGUCCUCAAUGGAUUGCCUCCCGUCACUGUGUCUGUUCGCACAUCAGUAAAGGAAGCAGCCUCGCUCAUGAAGGAGAACCACACUACCGCGGUGUUAGUCCAGGACCAAGGCCAGAUUACCGGUAUCUUUACCAGCAAAGAUGUUGUUCUUCGUGUCAUUGCUGCUGGCCUUGACCCCUCCACUUGCAGUGUUGUGCGAGUUAUGACCCCACACCCCGAUUUCGCGCCCAUGGACAUGAGCAUUCAACAAGCUCUUCGCAAGAUGCAUGAUGGCCAUUACCUCAACCUUCCGGUAAUGAGCGAGGCUGGCGAGAUUGUUGGCAUGGUUGACGUCCUGAAGCUUACUUACGCUACUCUUGAUCAGAUCAACAACAUCAGCACUCAGGACAGCGAGGGGCCUGCUUGGAAUAAGUUUUGGCUGUCUCUAGAUGCCGAGACUGAAUCCAUGAUGUCGGGCGACGGAGGCAGCCGUAUACCUGGUACCCCAGACCAUCGUUCCAUGGUCUCUCACGAUAUGCAUCGACCGGGCCACAUGGACCGCGGAGACAGUGUCUUGCCAAACGAGUCUGCCUCGCAUCACGGCGACUCACCACCUGCUUCUGCUUUGGCUGGCGCGCCGCCUUCUUCGUUUGAAGACUUCGCAUUCCCGUUCAAGUUCAAGGCCCCCAGUGGCCGUGUCCACCGUUUACAAGUCACUGCUUCCGCCGGCAUUGAGGAACUCAUCUCUUAUGUGGCAGAAAAGCUCGGCAGUGAAGUGGAUUCAAUUGGCGGAACUCCUACAUUCGAUGAGGGCAAGAUCUCGAAGUCUGGCUUCGCCCUUUCCUACCUCGACAAUGAAGGAGACACCGUAUCCAUUACCACAAACCAGGAUUUGAUUGAGGCAAUCAGCCUCUCACGACUUGCCCACCGCGACAAAGUUGACCUCUUCGUCCAUGAUCCCGAGAAGCCCCCUCUACCAGCGACUGUCGAGCCACAGCCGGCAUUGGCAAAGCCCAUAACGCCACCUGCAUCGGUCCUUCGCGAUCGCAAGCAGUUUUUCGACGAUGAAGAGGAUGACGAGCCUCGUGCGAAAUCUCGUGGACAUUCGUCACCCGUGUCAAGACAAGAAGAGAUCAUUGCAGGCGUUCCCAACGACCUGCUUCUACCGGGAGCUAUUGUCACGCUUGCCGUGGUGAUAGUGGCCGUUUUUGCUCUUGGGCGUGCGUCUGGAAACAGCCGAUAAUGCUAACGCCUGAAACCUGGAAUACAUACUAUCUGAUGAGUGCACGUGUUGCGCAUUUCUCUUCGUCUCAAUUUUGAUAUCCCUAGAUGCAAUCGCGGUCUCUCCGUAUGUCGCAUUGGCCACUGUAUGCUAGGUCAUAGGUUAAUACUUGGUGGGUUUGUGGUACAUCGU